AUGGCCUCAUCGUUGCGGUCAAAGCACAAGGUCAGUACUAUAUCUGGUCAAAACAAGCGAGCUUGUGUGGUAGGCGUCAGUCUUGACGGUGUGCAAAAGCCAGAUGAUGAAGAGAAAGGCGAAGAAGGAGAAAAGAAGCGAAAACGAACGUUCCAGCCACAGACCGCAGUCCGCAUCAAUCCCAGGAGCAGUGGAACCUGCAUGGGGCUCUUAACGAUAGCCGACGAAGAUUACGUUAACGAUAGCCCCCUUAUAGCAGAAUUGCGCCCUUUUACUUUUGAGGGCAAAUUGCUUACUGACGAUAUAUCGGAUAUAUAUAAGAUGGAGGAUGACGAUAUAGAUAUAAGAAUUAAAGUUAAAGUAGGAUUGCUGCGAAUACUUCGCUACGAGAAGAAGGAGGCGAAGAAGGAUGAGAAAGUUAUUCCUUUUUUAGUUAUUAUUGUUUGUAGUUGUUUCAACGUUUAA
Neurospora tetrasperma FGSC 2508 is the source of this 465-nucleotide messenger RNA. RefSeq lists its product as uncharacterized. The transcript is spliced from 9 exons. The coding region runs from base 1 to 465 and encodes 154 amino acids. The record is from RefSeq and is a predicted model, not a curated record. Lineage: Eukaryota; Fungi; Ascomycota; Sordariomycetes; Sordariales; Sordariaceae.